GAUUUGUAAUGAUUUUUACCAAUGCCCCAAAUUAUUUGAGAAAUUAACUUAAAAUAAGUUAUUACUUACUUUAAUUAUAUAUUAGUGGUCCUAAGAAUACACAAAUCAUUUUCUUUUGAUAAUGGCAGACUUUCUCGAGUCCGAAGCCGAAGAAAGCGAGUUGGAUUCUGAAGAUGAGAAGCCCGCAGAAAGAAAGAAACCAAAACGUAAAGCUGCUGUACAAAGUGACGACGAAGAUGAAGAAGAGGAUGAUGAUGAGGAACGGCUUCGAGAAGAAUUAAAAGAUCUUAUAGAUGAUGCACCAAUAGAAGAGUCUGGGAGUGAUGGAGAAGAUUCAGAUGCAAGUGUGGGACCUAAAAAAAGAAAAAAAAGUGAUGAUGAAUUAGAUGAUAGGCUUGAAGAUGAAGAUUAUGAUUUGAUUGAGGAGAAUCUUGGUGUCAAAGUUGCCAGGAAUAAAUUUAAACGUCUGAGGCGGUUGGAAGAUGAUGAUAGUGACAAUGAAGGAAAUGAUGAUCCUGAUUUAGAAAGAGAAGUAAUUGCUGAGAAGCUGUUUGUUGCAGGAUCAGAUGAGGAAGAAGAAAAUCGUUCAGAACCAGGUGCUGCAAGGGAAAUGGAAUAUGAUGAUGACAAUGAGGACAUGGAAUCAGAUGCUGACGACUUCAUUGUUGAUGAUGAUGGAAGACCAAUUGCAGAGAGAAAGAAAAAACGCAAGCCUAUAUUCACAGAUGCUUCUCUUCAAGAGGGCCAAGAUAUAUUUGGGGUGGACUUUGACUAUGAUGAAUUUGAGAAGUAUGGAGACGAAGACUAUGAUGAAGAAGAUGAAGAGGAUUUGGAUGAAUAUAUAGAAGACGAGGAAGAGGAUGGUGAAAGACGUAGAACUAAAAAAGGUAAAGCUAAGCGGCCAAGCAAGAAGUCUAUAUUUGAAAUCUAUGAGCCUAGUGAGUUAAAGAGAAGUCACUUCACUGAUUUGGAUAAUGAGAUACGUAAAACAGACGUACCGGAGCGAAUGCAAAUACGCGAAGUGCCCAUCACGGCCGUGGAAGAAGGUAGUACUGAGUUAGAGGACGAGGCUGAAUGGAUUUACAAACAGGCUUUCUUGAAACCGCCUGUGUCCAAGGCUGAUUCUCAAGAGGCUAGGGAGAGAUCAAGACGUGGCCCAAGCACAGUGGUGAAAAUUCGUCAGGCUUUGGACUUUAUGAGGAAUCAAACGUUGGAAGUCCCGUUCAUAGCCUUCUAUAGAAAGGAGUAUGUGCAGCCCGAAUUGAGUAUUAACGAUCUAUGGAAAGUGUAUAAAUAUGAUGCCAAGUGGUGUCAAUUAAAGCAACGUAAAGAAAAUCUAUUGAAACUGUUGGAGAAUAUGCGCGAAUUCCAAAUGGAUAAAGUGAUGAUGAACCCCGACGCGCCUAUUCCAGACGCUAUGAGACUAAUCAAGGAUGAAGAUAUUGAAAGGUUAAAAAACGUGCAAACACCCGAAGAAUUGCGCGAUGUUCACACACAUUUCCUGUUGUACUACUCACAUGACCUACCUGAAAUGCAGAAAGUGCAACGCGGCAAAGAAAGGAAGUCGGAGAUUGAAGAGAAAAAGAAAUAUGCCCGUGAAGAAGCAGAAAAGAACGGUGAAGACCCAGACGAGGCAGCAGCGGCGAUAGAAGCUGCGUUGCCUGACGAUGAAGAGACCACUGAGGUGAAGUAUGCGGUUCGAUCGGGGCCUUACGAACUAUGCAGAAAGGCUGGACUUGAACCUCUGGUACGCAAGUUCGGUCUGUCAGCCGAACAAUUCGCUGAGAACGUGCGUGAUAACUAUCAGAGACACGAGGUCGAACAACCCUCUGUUCCGCCUUUGGAGGCUGCCCAAGACUAUGUACCAGGUAUUCAGACCCCAACGGGCGGAUCUUCAGGUGAAGUGUUACGUCGUGCUGUGUACAUGUGCGGGGUCCAAUUGGCCCGUGAGCCCCUACUUCGCUCUACUCUGAGGGACACGUUGCGGGAAAGGGCCACUAUUACCGUUAAACCCACUACCAAGGGGCUGAAGAUGAUUGAUGAGAGUCACUCCUGUUUUGGUUUAAAAUACCUGAAUAAGAAACCUGUUCGCGAUUUGACUGGAGAUCAGUUUCUGAAACUGACCAUGGCUGCGGAAGACAAGUUGCUGGAUCUCAACAUCAGCGAGAAUCUUGAAGGCAACACUGGCCCCAGUUAUUUGGAAGAGUUGAAGCAGUUAUAUCAGAAGGAUGAGUUUGCGGCAACAGUUCAAGCCUGGAACGAUAUUCGAAUCGAAGCAGUCACAUUGGCUUUGACUAAAAUCGUUAUGCCUGAAUUGAGACGGGAGUUGCAAGCUCUUCUCUUGCAGGAAUCUAAGGAAUAUGUACUAAAAUGUUGCAGACGACGUUUAUAUGAUUGGCUCAAAGUGGCUCCUUACGAAUCCCGAGUCUCUGAUGAUGAUGACGAAGAAUGGGAUGCGUCUAAUGGUGUACGUAUUGUAUCGAUAGCGUACGUACCAGACCGGGCGCACUGUGCGUUCGCGUGUUCGUUAGUGGGAGGAGGCGAAGUCGCCGAUCAUUUACGAUUACCGCAUUUGUUGUAUCGCCGUAACGCUUGGGAUCCUCUUGAGAGGCAAAACAAAGAGGCCGACCUUACCGCACUUAGAAGGUUCAUUCUCCGCAAAAAGCCUCACGUGAUAGUGAUAGGGGGUGAGUCACGAGAGGCUCUCAAUAUUAAGGCGGACGUGUCUGAGUGCAUUCAACAGUUGAUUGAGGAUGAGCAGUUUCCCAGGAUACCUAUAGAGAUAGCAGAUAACCAUAUCAGCAAGAUUUACAGUAAUAGUAUACGAGGAAGGAAUGACUUCAGGGAAUAUCCCGACGUACUGAGACAAGCGAUAUGCCAAGCCCGAUUAUUACAAGACCCACUUAUGGAGAUUUCACAGCUUUGUGGACCUGAUGAGGAAAUACUGUGCCUUCGGUACCAUCCCCUACAAGACCAGAUCACCAAAGAGGACCUUCUUGAAGGAAUUGAACUAGAAUUCGUCAACAGAGUCAACGAAGUCGGCGUUGACGUCAAUGAAGCCGUAUUAACGGGACGAGGGACGGAACUCCUCCAAUUUGUGUGCGGUUUGGGACCAAGAAAGGCUCAGGCCCUGAUCAAACUCUUCAAACAGACCAAUCAAAAGCUAGAAAAUCGUACGCAAUUGGUCACAGUGUGUCACAUGGGGCCGAAAGUGUUUAUCAACUGUUCGGGAUUCAUCAAAAUUGACACAAGUAGCCUUGGAGAUAGUACAGAGGCGUAUAUAGAAGUUCUGGACGGGUCAAGAGUGCAUCCGGAAACAUAUGAGUGGGCAAGGAAGAUGGCAGUUGAUGCCCUCGAAUAUGAAGACGAAGACGCCAAUCCUGCGGGAGCCCUGGAAGAGAUCCUGGAGGCCCCAGAGAGGUUGAAAGAUCUGGAUCUAGAUGCGUUUGCCGAGGAGUUGGAAAGACAGGGCUUCGGUAAUAAGAGUAUCACGCUGUAUGACAUCCGAGCGGAGUUAAAUUCUAGGUACAAAGAUCUCAGAGUUUCAUACAGAUCGACGACUCCUGAAGAGAUGUUCGAUAUCCUAACCAAAGAAUCGCCAGAAACAUUUUUUGUUGGAAAGAUGGUAUUAGCCAGUGUCGUCGGAAUCACUCACAGAAAGCCACAAAGGGAGAUGUUGGAUCAGGCCAAUCCUGUGAGGAAUGACGAGACAGGCCUUUGGGAAUGUCCCUUCUGUCAUAAGAAUGACUUUCCUGAGCUCUCUGAGGUAUGGAAUCACUUCGAUGCGGGCGCGUGUCCGGGUCAAGCGACGGGUGUACGUAUUCGUCUCGAUAACGGACUUUCCGGAUACAUUCAUAUCAAGAACUUAUCGGACCGACACGUAACAGAUCCGACGGAACGCGUACGAAUCGGACAGACGAUACAUUGUCGAGUGCUUAAGAUAGAUGUCGAACGAUUCUCGGUCGAUUGCUCUUCUAAGUCGUCUGAUUUGCUCGAUAAAAAUAACGAGUGGAGACCAACGAAAGAUCCCUAUUACGAUCAAGAAACAGAAGAGAAAGACUUGCGAAAGGAUAAAGAGGCGAAACAAACUAAGGAGCGAAUGCAAUACGUGAAAAGAGUUAUAGUGCACCCAUCAUUUAGAAAUAUAUCUUUCGCCGAAGCAGAAAAACUUAUGGAGAAAAUGGCACAAGGAGAAGUUAUUGUGAGACCCAGUAGUAAGGGAUCUGAUCAUCUCACGGUGACCUGGAAGGUGGCAGAAGGUAUUUGCCAACACAUUGAUGUGCGAGAGGAAGGCAAAGAAAAUGCGUUUUCGUUAGGUCGCAGUCUCUGGAUACAGGGUUCAGAAUUUGAAGACUUAGAUGAAAUUAUAGCUAGAUAUGUAACUCCAAUGGCCGGUCACGCGCGAGAUCUCAUUGCCUACAAAUAUUACAAACCUUUAGGCGGCAUGCGAGACAAAGCCGAAGAGUUGCUCAAAGAAGAGAAAUCUAAAAACGCAAAUAAAAUUCACUACGUGGUGUCGGCAGCUAAGAAUCAUCCCGGCAGAUUCCUUCUAUCUUACCUGCCGCGAAAUAAAUGUACGCACGAGUACGUAUCGGUGACGCCAGAUGGAUACAAAUUCAGACAGAGAAUGUUUGAUUCGCUAGGAAGUCUCUUAAAAUGGUUCAAAGAACACUUCAGAGAUCCACCCCCAAGUGGAACUCCAGCGCAGAGGACGCCAGCUCUGCGAACACCACACGGCGGGAUGACAUCUACAAUGUAUCACACACCGGCCGCUCACACGCCGGCCUUCCACACUCCAGCGCACACACCCGGCCCGGCAUACAUAAACACACCUUACACCCCAUCAGCUCAAACACCCUACAUGACACCGUUCGCCACCACUCCCAGGCAGCCAGACUUCCUAACGCCAGUCAUACCGCGACACAAGCAGCUUCCAGUAUUUACGGAGCCGUCGGACUGGCAAAAGGCCGCCGAAGACUGGGUUAGACAUCGAACCGUUAGAGACACCCCUGCAACCCCUCGUAGCAGCGAAGGAAUGUCGACUCCGCGACAAUCUCGCACGCCCAGAAUGGACUCGAGAUCCACCCCCCGACAUGACAUGAGAUCUACACCCAGACAUGACGCCAGAAGUACCCCCCACGGCCACUCUGGAAGGUCGUCCAGGGCACACUCAGUGCGUUCUACCCCCCACACGAAUACGUCACCCAGGUCGAUGUCACUCGGCGACGCAACACCGCUCUAUGACGAGAACUAGUAUGAAGACUGAUGGAAAUUUUUAUUUUUGUACGUAUAGUACGUAUACGUAUACGCUAUGUGUAAUCGUUGCGGACUUUCAUAUAAAUUGGAUGACACAAAUAAAUAGUUAGCAAUUCA
This is a messenger RNA of Pieris brassicae (large cabbage white), 5373 nucleotides long. RefSeq names its product transcription elongation factor SPT6 (gene Spt6). Lineage: Eukaryota; Metazoa; Arthropoda; Insecta; Lepidoptera; Pieridae. Gene Ontology annotation, cellular component: transcription elongation factor complex. The record is from RefSeq and is a predicted model, not a curated record. The transcript is spliced from 26 exons. Bases 122 to 5254 code for a protein of 1710 amino acids. Gene Ontology annotation, biological process: transcription elongation-coupled chromatin remodeling; nucleosome organization; mRNA transcription by RNA polymerase II. Gene Ontology annotation, molecular function: histone binding; nucleosome binding; DNA binding.